GCUACUUGUCACCUGACACCCCAAGUACACGACUUGCUCUCCUCCAAUCUCGGGGAGCCAGUUCUGACGGUGCUGGAAGACACAGCUGCAAAUGGACAUGAUUCAUUGACAGCGGCAUGUAUGCCUACAUUGAGCUCUGCAGAUAACUCAGGCUCUCCGGACGCUGCCGAUCGAGGUAAUAUAUCAAGCAAGCCACAGGAACAAAUUCAGCCACGGGAAGCAGUGAUACUCACACUUGUGCAGAGAACUUGGUUCUGGCUCUAGGUGAGAUGAACACGCAGGCCAAACUUCCUGGUUCACAGGCCAUCGGCGCUGCUAUUAGCGUCCAUAACGCUCCUCCCCCUCUUCGUCUAUUCCGUGGCAUCGGCUUCAACGCAAAGAGUGGAGUGCUCAGAACAAAGCCAUCACCAAAGCAGGGUGCAGAUGACAGCCCGGAUGGCUGCUUUGUGAGACUCCGUGCAGAGCGCGAUCUCGUCAUGGUCAUGUCUGCAUGCAUUGAUCAUAUGUCUGGCGUGAAAGCUUCUGGAACCCGAAUGUUCGAGGCAUACUACUCUGUCGAGGAUGCUGAAAUAUCAGCGACCAAACAACGAGGCCACGAGGCCGAGAUGCGAAAGUCAAAUGCUCAGGCGCAGAAAGCUGCUGCUCUGAAGCUGCAGGACACUAAGAAACAGCCAACGAAGAUAAUCUCAAACGCCACAAAGUCUACCACAGGUCAAAACUCAACGGGCGAGUCGACUCCGCAGUCCUCAAUCUCGAAGCUGAAAGUGGGAUCUGCGACGGUUUCCGACGGAGCCAACGAGCUGAAGACAAGUAAAAUAAGCAAGGUCGAGACUGCCAGCGAAGCCAAAGUGCAGGGUACAGGUAUCAACAAGAAAGACUCGCAGCAGGAUACUCUCGAUCAUGAAACGGCGAGACCAGUAACGCGUAAGGGAGCAGACACAGGAGGGUCACCAUCAAAGGAAAAGAAGAAGCCGCGUAAGAUUGUGAGGCCGGGUGCGAAAGCUCAACAGACCUGAAACACUCAAGAAAAAGGAGGAACUUGACUCCAAUCAUAUGCCAAGGGAAUGAGGGUAGGCGUGUUGGCAGGUAACCGAACACUUCCAAUCGGAGCAAAUCGGCCGAUCGAUCGAUCGAUCAAUCCAA
Messenger RNA from Dissoconium aciculare CBS 342.82, 1143 nucleotides. RefSeq lists its product as uncharacterized. NCBI's taxonomy places the organism in Eukaryota, Fungi, Ascomycota, Dothideomycetes, Mycosphaerellales, Dissoconiaceae. The transcript has a single exon. The coding region runs from base 270 to 1016 and encodes 248 amino acids. The record is from RefSeq and is a predicted model, not a curated record.